AUGUCCAUGGCAAACAUGGAUUCAAAGGACUGCGUCAUCAUAGGAGCCGGAUUCCACGGCUUGGCUGCGGCCAAACAGUAUCGCUGCAGCCAGCCGGAGCACUCAGUUGCCGUGUUCGAUUCGCAGGCAUCCAUCGGCGGAACAUGGGCGGAGGAGAGGCUGUAUCCAGGUUUAAAGACCAACAACAUGUUCGGAACGUACGAAUAUCCCGAUUUCCCCAUGGAGAGUGGAAAGCUUGGCGCCGAACCAGGUCAACAUAUUCCUGCCCGAGCAGUGCACGAAUACCUCAAGUCGUAUGCCGAGAAUUUUGGCCUCGUGCCCCUGAUUUGUCUCGAAACAAAGGUCAUUUCGGCAGAGCAUCAAGAAGCCAAAGGGGGGUGGAUAUUAACCCUCCAACGUCACGGUGAGACGUUCACCAUGUUUUCGCAGAGGUUAAUCGUCGCGUCCGGCUUUACUUCUGAGCCCAACCGAAUACGGUUUGUCGGCGACGAGAGUUUCGGGGGCCGAAUUUUCCACGCCCGCGAUUUUCAUCACAACGCAGAUACCGUCGAGUUGGCCCAGAGUCCUACGGUGUAUGGGUCGACAAAGUACGCGUGGGAUGCUGUCUAUGCUUACGCGACAGCUGGAGCCGAAGUGCACUGGGUCAUUCGAGAUACACGAUUGCUCACAUGGUUCAGCCCUUGUAUCUGGGGCUCGCAAUGUGGGCAUUCAUGGGUCAGGAGGCUCUUGCACGGCACCAUGGUUGGAAGAUUCAUCACCAACUUGUUCUGGAAAAUUCUGGCAUCAGACGUGCUGGCCCGGUGCCAGCUUGACUCGCACCCGGAGACGAGAAAGCUGAAGCCCAAGCUCGAUGCCAUGUUUGCGGGAGCAAGUUUUAGCAUCUUGAAUUAUGAUACCGACUUUUUCGAACUUGUUAGGAACGGGCGGGUCAAGAUUCAUAUAGCCGACAUCGAGUGUCUGAGUCCAGGCAAGGUCCAUCUCUCUGAUAAUACUUGCUUUGAGUCGGAUUCGAUCCUAGUACAUACUGGGUGGAAGAAGGUGCCUCCAAUCAAGUUCCUCCCCGAGGGAGUUGAUGCCGAGCUGGGGCUUCCCCAUCGUCAAAAAGACGGGCUACACGGAGAAGCCUUUGGGAGAAACGGAGCCUUUUUUGACAGGGCUGACCGGGAGAUUUUAUCACAGUUUCCAAGCUUGCAAGACCAGCCCAAGUGUCUGAAGGAUUACGUGCCGCUUUCGAAUGUGCCCGGGAUUGUAAAGGCCGGGAGACCGACGGAAAAUGACAACUUGACACCAUUUAUGCUUCAUCGAUUCAUAGUACCCCCGUCCCCGCGGUUUCUCCGCCAUCGAGAUGUCGCCUUUUGCGGCAUGGUGAUGAACUUUAGCACGCCCAUAUUGGCGCAUAUCCAGAGUCUAUGGAUAGCCGCUUACAUGUCAGGCAGGUUGAGCCGCGAUGCAACACGGAAUCUCUUGGAGCCAGGGGCACUGGAAGAACUGCAGUACCAAACAGCUCUGGCCAAUCGGUUCGGGAAAUGGCGAUAUCCUGUGGAUUGGGGUAGCAAGGCUCCUUCAUUCAUAUUCGACGCCGUUCCCUACUACGAUGUGCUACUUCAAGAUUUAGGACUGAACUGUACGAGAAAACAGGGACUCUUGUCAUACUUGUUUGAACCAUAUGGGCCACAAGACUACCGCGACACGACCAUGGAAUGGUUAGCAAAAUUUAAAACCCUAGGUGGAUAG
Molecule: messenger RNA, 1734 nt
Organism: Metarhizium brunneum ARSEF 3297
Lineage: Eukaryota; Fungi; Ascomycota; Sordariomycetes; Hypocreales; Clavicipitaceae
Source: RefSeq, a predicted model, not a curated record